AUGUGCUCCAGACAGACCUCCGGAGGCUGCCAUGAAACGUCCUCCCAGUCCGGUGGAUGCCACAGCGGGGGUUCCUGCUGCCAUGGGGGCAGCUCCUCCAGCUACCAGUCGCAGGGCUCCUCGUGCUGUGGGGGCUCAGGCUCAGGCAGCUAUGGUGGGGGCAGCGGGGGCUCCAGCAAGAUCAUUGUCAGCUCUGGCGGUGGAGGAGGUGGAUCCUGCUGCAGCGGGGGCUCCUCAGGCUACGGCAUGGGAGGAGGAUACAGCGGUGGCAGUGGGGGAUCAGGCCAGAAGAUCAUUAUUAGCUCAGGCGGUGGAGGAGGUGGAGGCUCAUCUGGCUGCUGCAGUGGGGGAUCCAGUGGUGGGUCUUCAGGAGCAAAGAGCAUCGUUGGAGGUGGAGGUAGUGGGGGAUCCUCUGGGUGCUGCAGUGGAGGUUCCAGCUAUGGCAUGGGCGGAGGAUCCAGUGGUGGGUCUUCAGGAUCAAAGAGCAUAAUUGGGGGUGGAGGAGGCGGAGGAUCAUCUGGCUGCUGCAGUGGGGGAUCCAGUGGUGGGUCUUCAGGAUCAAAGAGCAUCAUUGGAGGUGGAGGUAGUGGAGGUUCUUCUGGAUGCUGCAGUGGAGGUUCCAGCUAUGGCAUGGGCGGAGGAUCCAGUGGUGGGUCUUCAGGAUCAAAGAGCAUCAUUGGAGGUGGAGGAGGCGGAGGAUCCUCUGGAUGCUGCAGCGGGGGCUCCUCAGGCUACGGCAUGGGAGGAGGAUACAGCGGUGGCAGUGGGGGAUCAGGCCAGAAGAUCAUUAUUAGCUCAGGCGGUGGAGGAGGUGGAGGCUCAUCUGGCUGCUGCAGUGGGGGAUCCAGUGGUGGGUCUUCAGGAUCAAAGAGCAUCGUUGGAGGUGGAGGUAGUGGGGGAUCUUCUGGAUGCUGCAGUGGAGGUUCCAGCUAUGGCAUGGGCGGAGGAUCCAGUGGUGGGUCUUCAGGAGCAAAGAUCAUCAUUGGAGGUGGAGGUAGUGGGGGUUCUUCUGGAUGCUGCAGUGGAGGAUCCAGCUAUGGCAUGGGAGGAGGAUCCAGUGGUUGGUCUUCAGGAUCAAAGAGCAUCAUUGGAGGUGGAGGUGGAAGCAGUGGAGGAUCCUCUGGAUGCUGCAGCGGGGGCUCCUCAGGCUACGGCAUGGGUGGGGGAUCCAGUGGUGGGUCUUCAGGAGCAAAGAGCAUCGUUGGAGGUGGAGGUAGUGGGGGAUCCUCUGGAUGCUGCAGUGGAGGUUCCAGCUAUGGCAUGGGCGGAGGAUCCAGUGGUUGGUCUUCAGGAUCAAAGAGCAUAAUUGGGGGUGGAGGAGGCGGAGGAUCCUCUGGCUGCUGCAGUGGGGGAUCCAGUGGUGGGUCUUCAGGAUCAAAGAUCAUCAUUGGAGGUGGAGGUAGUGGGGGAUCCUCUGGAUACUGCAGUGGAGGUUCCAGCUAUGGCAUGGGCGGAGGAUCCAGUGGUGGGUCUUCAGGAUCAAAGAGCAUCAUUGGAGGUGGAGGUAGUGGGGGUUCUUCUGGCUGCUGCAGUGGGGGAUCCAGUGGUGGUGGGGGAUCCAGUGGUGGGUCUUCAGGAGCAAAGAUCAUUGUUGGAGGUGGAGGUAGUGGGGGAUCCUCUGGAUGCUGCAGUGGAGGUUCCAGCUAUGGCAUGGGCGGAGGAUCCAGUGGUUGGUCUUCAGGAUCAAAGAGCAUAAUUGGGGGUGGAGGAGGUGGAGGAUCAUCUGGCUGCUGCAGUGGGGGAUCCAGUGGUGGGUCUUCAGGAGGCAAGAUCAUCAUUGGAGGUGGAGGUAGUGGAGGUUCUUCUGGAUGCUGCAGUGGAGGAUCCAGCUAUGGCAUGGGAGGCGGAUCCAGUGGUGGGUCUUCAGGAUCAAAGAGCAUCAUUGGAGGUGGAGGAGGUGGAGGAUCCUCUGGAUGCUGCAGUGGAGGCUCAUCUGGCUGCUGCAGUGGGGGAUCCAGUGGUGGGUCUUCAGGAGCAAAGAGCAUCAUUGGAGGUGGAGGUAGUGGGGGAUCUUCUGGAUGCUGCAGUGGAGGUUCCAGCUAUGGCAUGGGCGGAGGAUCCAGUGGUUGGUCUUCAGGAUCAAAGAGCAUAAUUGGGGGUGGAGGAGGCGGAGGAUCCUCUGGCUGCUGCAGUGGGGGAUCCAGUGGUGGUGGGGGAUCCAGUGGUGGGUCUUCAGGAUCAAAGAGCAUCAUUGGAGGUGGAGGUAGUGGGGGUUCUUCUGGAUGCUGCAGUGGAGGUUCCAGCUAUGGCAUGGGCGGAGGAUCCAGUGGUGGGUCUUCAGGAUCAAAGAGCAUCAUUGGUGGUGGAAGCAGUGGAGGAUCCUCUGGAUGCUGCAGCGGGGGCUCCUCAGGCUACGGCAUGGGUGGGGGAUCCAGUGGUGGGUCUUCAGGAUCAAAGAUCAUCAUUGGAGGUGGAGGUAGUGGGGGAUCCUCUGGAUGCUGCAGUGGAGGAUCCAGUGGUGGCAGUGGUAGUUCCUCAGGCCACACAAUCAUCAUCAGCUCUGGAGGGGGCAGCGGAGGCUCCUGCCAGUCCACACAGCAGAAAUGCCCUCUUGUCAUUCCCCACAUCGAGUCCCAUCAGACCAAGCAGGCCUGCCACUGGUCCCCCAGCCACCAGAAGUAA
Molecule: messenger RNA, 2622 nt
Organism: Grus americana (Whooping crane)
Lineage: Eukaryota; Metazoa; Chordata; Aves; Gruiformes; Gruidae
Product: loricrin-like
Exons: 6
Coding region: 1-2622 (873 amino acids)
Source: RefSeq, a predicted model, not a curated record